Molecule: messenger RNA, 3132 nt
Organism: Rotaria socialis
Lineage: Eukaryota; Metazoa; Rotifera; Eurotatoria; Philodinida; Philodinidae
Source: the annotation of a GenBank genome assembly
AUGAGCGAAUCGAAAUUAUAUUUUAUCAGUAUCAUUUUAUAUUUAUAUAUUUUAUUGACUGUUGCCGAUAAUAAUGAAAGUAAUAAUAAUGUUGCCGCUGCUAAACCGUAUGCGCGAGUAUGUGGCGACAUUCAUGUAACAGUAUUCGAAUUAAAAACUGGUUUUAAGAACAAUCAGUUGCUGUUAUGUGAAAUAAGUCUUGGUUCUGUUACAUAUGCUCCAAUGAAUUCCGUAAAGAAUGCAAGCACAGCAACGUCAAUAUCUUUUCCACAUCUUCGUGAAAUCUAUGGUUAUGUGUUACUAGGUUAUUCAUCCGUGGAUUCAUUUUCAUCCAUGUUUCCGAAUUUAUCCGUUAUACAUGGACGAGAUUUACAUCAGGGUUAUUCAUUAAUUGUCACGAACAAUUUUCUAUUAAAUGAAUUAGGUUUAAAGUCAUUAAUGAGCAUACGCCGAGGAAAUGUAAUUAUAGCUCGAAAUGCUCAAUUGUGUUAUGGAAAAUCUUUACGUUGGAAUGAUUUAUUAGAAACAAAAAAGAAUCAUAUUAUAUUACGACAAAAUCGCGAUAAUUGUGCUUUCUGUCCGACAUGUCCAUCAGCAUGUUGGUCGCCAACACAAUGUCAAAAAAUAUGUUCAGCAAAUUGUCAAGGAAAUUGCGUAUCAGCAAAAGUCUGUUGUCACGAACAAUGUGUUGGAGGAUGUUAUUAUCAUAAUCGAACUAUGUCAUCGACUUUAAUUUGUAAUGCUUGCAGAAACAUGAGAAUCUAUUCUACGGGGAUAUGCGUACAAAAAUGUCCAACAAAUAUGUUGAAAACUCGCAAUUCGUUAUGUGUAACUCCUGCAGAAUGUAAGUCGUUGGUUUCGGGCACUGCUUUCAUUUUAGAAGGGACAAAUGAAUGCGUUUUAUCUUGUCCGUCUGGUUUUGUUCGAGAGCCAGAUUCACGUUGCGUUCGUUGCAUAUCAUCGGCAGAUAAUAGUUAUUGCAAUGGUACAUGUCGCGAUAAACAUAUUCAAUCAAUAGAAGACUUUAAAUUAUUAAAAUAUUGUUCACGCGUAUAUACAUUAAGUAUUUAUAAUAUACAAACAGUCGAAUCAAAAGGAACUAGUUUCCAAGAAGCAUUUGCUGCAUUUGAAUCACUAGAGCAAAUUGAUCAUGAAUUUACAAUACGUAAUGUUAAAAUAUUUUCAACAUUAAAAAUAUUUUCUCGACUUCGCCGUAUUGGCACAGCAUCAAAUUCUUCGAUGACAAUUGAGGAAAACGAAUUUCUAACUGAACUAUGGCCAUCCACACAACCGCGGCCAACUAUUCAAGGGAAUUUAAAUAUUGUUCGUAAUGCUCGUUUAUGUAUAGAACAUAUUACAGAUUUUAUUAAUUAUACAACUAAACAUGAACGAGAUCUUCAACCAACACCCGACACAUUGAAUCAAUAUGCUAAUGGAUAUUUAACAUCGUGCGAAUCAAAUUUUUUAGAAAUAACAAUUAGUAAUAUAAGUUCAUUAACAGCACGAGUUAAUAUUGCUAUAGCAAAAGAUUUAUUUCUUCACUCAAGUGGUAAAGCCAAAAAUUUACGUCGGUCAUUUUUCUCAGUUUUUUACAAACCAACACGAACGAAAAAUGAAACAUAUUUCGAUGCAACACAUUCAUUGAAUUGGUUAAGAAAGGUUGAAAUGGUCAAUUAUAAUCGUCCACCAAAUAGUGAAUCGUUUAAAAUGAGCACACAAUUAGAGUCACUUGUUGGCUAUCAAUGGUAUGCAGUUUAUGUAUCAAUAACAUCAAAUCUUGAUACAAUCGGUUCAUUUUCUUCUAUUACUUAUUUUCAAACAUUACAACGUCAACCGGAACCAGUGCUUAAUUUGCAUGGUAAAUCAUUAUCUCGAUCAACAAUUGAGUUAGUAUGGCAAACGCCAUCGAAACCUAAUGGUCCAACAACAAAUUAUCUCGUCUAUUAUGCACCCAUAGAAGAUCGUUUACCAGUCGAUAAUUCAAAAUUAUUGUGUUUAAUGAAAGAUCGUUGGCGAUCGGAAGUAAAUGUUCAAGUUAAUAAUUUAAAUCUUACGCAGUCAGUACAAUGUUCACAAUCUAAAACUGAAGUAAAUAAUGUGAUCACAAAUAAUUAUGAUUAUGAUGAUGAAGAAAGUACAAAUAUUGACCACGUUGCAACGGAUUUAUCUAUAAUUGAAUAUAAACUUAUUAAUUCUGUCACUCGACGAAACGAUCCCCUAACGCUUAGUAAAGAAGUUAAAGCUGACAUCAUCAAUAAUUUAGAUAUUUUUUUUGAAAAUAACACUACUGAUUUUAAUGAUAACUAUCAGAUAGACGUUCAAGAGUCAUCCGUUGUUGAACACAGACCAUAUAUUGAUCAAUACAAUCGAUCUACAUCCGACACAAGAAUUAUUAUUGACGCUUUAAAAGAAGCACAACUGUAUCUAUUUCAAGUAUAUGCAUGUCAUAAUAUAUCGAAACAAGCUUUAUCGAAUUCUUGUAGUCUUAAUGGAAUUAUAUUAGCGGUUAGAACAAAACCCGGUGAUGCUUCGCGUGAUUUAGUACGGAAUGUUCAACUUACCUCUUCAGCAGAUGAUUCUGAUCGUUUAACAGCUGGUGAAAGACUAUUUCUGUAUCGAAUAUCAUGGUUGGAACCACUAGACCCAAAUGGACUUGUUUAUUAUUAUAUGAUAUAUAUUGCACAAAAUAGUAAUAAUGAAUCAGUACAAGAAUAUUGUGUCGGUUAUGAUAAAUAUUCAAUAAGUGUAAUACUUUUACCGAGUACAACGUAUCGUUUAAGAAUCAUAACAUAUACAAUAGCUAGAUUGAAUAACGAAUAUGACGAUAGAGAACGGAUCAAUGGCGAACCCAGUCCAUCGAAUUCAACAAAUUUUAUUUUUGAAUUGACUUUUACAACAAAAGGUUUAUCAAGUAAUCAAUUAUUUCGACAAAAUCGUUUACCAAUAUUUAUAUUAAUAAUUUUGUUAACUAUAAUUUUACUAAUCGUUAUAGUUAUUGCACUAAUUUAUUAUUAUAAAUCUCGUCGAAGGACUAAAACAUCAAGACCAGCAUUUCGUUGCUUGUUAACGACUGUAUACGACGACGUAAACGACCGUACGCGAUCGUACUCAUUGCAACAUACGAUGGUAUAA